Molecule: messenger RNA, 6071 nt
Organism: Aedes albopictus (Asian tiger mosquito)
Lineage: Eukaryota; Metazoa; Arthropoda; Insecta; Diptera; Culicidae
Product: mucin-2-like
Exons: 1
Coding region: 73-5955 (1960 amino acids)
Cellular component (GO): extracellular region
Molecular function (GO): chitin binding
Source: RefSeq, a predicted model, not a curated record
AUUAAAACUGUCUCGAACAGUUCGGCGGACUAGUUGUCCUUCGUGAGUUCGAUCAAGCACCCCCUUUCUACAAUGCUCCGAUACAUCUCGAUUGUGUUCCUUUUGGUCACCGUAGCCACCGCAAGUGACCCGAGAUGUCCGGAUCAGGCAAGCAACGCACAAACCGUUCAUUUACCACAUCCAUCCGAGUGUGGAAAAUUUCUAACCUGCGUGUGGGGUAAAGUCGUAGAACAGGCCUGCCCGGCUGGCCUCCAUUGGAACAGUCACGGUAACUACUGCGACUGGCCGGCGAACGUCGAUUGUGACUCUUCGGUGAAGGAACCGCCGUGUGUUGACGGAGCGUUUGCACCCCAUGGAGAAGACUGCAGCAAGUUCUACGUUUGUGUUCAUGGAAAACAGUGGCUUCUCAGUUGUCCUCCGGGGUUACAUUUCAAUCCCAGUUCAAAUGUGUGUGACUUCCCUUCGAACGCCAACUGUGCAGGGCAAACGAGUACGGUGGAGAACGAAGUGACUGACACAACUUCAGCAUCUGUAACAAGCUCUGAGGGCAGUACGACAAUCGAAAACACAACAACAGCAGAUUCAUCGAGUGAGAGCUCUACGGAGCCUGGGUCAACUACUUCUGAACAACCUGACCCCUCAACGGAAGGUACCACAGCUGAAGCAGAUUCUACAACUUCAGAAUCGUCGAACGAAAGCUCUACGGAGCCAGUGGUAUCUUCGUCUGAACAAUCUGAACCCUCAACGGAAAGUACUACAGCUGAAGCAGAUUCCACAACAUCAGAAUCGUCGAACGAAAGCUCUACGGAACCCGCGGUAUCAACUUCUGAGCAACCUGAACCCACUACGGAAGGUACCACAACUGAAGCAGAUUCCACAACUUCAGAACCGUCGAAUGAAAGCUCUACGGAGCCCGCAGUAUCUACGUCUGAACAACCUGAACCCUCUACGGAAGGUACCACAGCUGAAGCAGAUUCCACAACUUCAGAAUCGUCGAACGAAAGCUCUAUGGAACCCGCGGUAUCAACGUCUGAACAACCUGAAUCAUCUACGGAAGGUACCACAUCUGAAGCAGAUUCCACAACAUCAGAAUCUUCGAACGAAAGCUCUACGGAACCCGCGGAAUCUACUUCUGAGCAACCUGACCCCUCUACAGAAGGUACCACAACUGUAGAAGACUCCACAACUUCAGAAUCGUCGAACGAAAGCUCUACAGAACCUGCGGUAUCCACGUCUGAACAACCUGAUCCCUCAACGGAAGGUACAACAGCUGAUGUUGAUUCUACAACUUCAGAAUCGUCGAACGAAAGCUCUACGGAACCCGCGGUAUCAUCAUCUGAACAACCUGAACCCUCAACGGAAGAUACCACAACUCAGGAAGAUACCACAACUUCAGAAUCGUCGAGCGAAAGCUCUACAGAACCCGCGGUAUCUACAUCUGAACAACCUGAACCCUCAACAGAAGGUACCACAAUUGAAGCAGAUUCCACAACUUCAGAAUCGUCGAACGAAAGCUCUACAGAACCCGCGGAAUCUACAUCUGAGCUACCUGAUCCAGAAGGUAGCACAACUGUAGAAGAUUCCACAACUUCAGAAUCGUCGAACGAAAGCUCUACGGAACCCGCGGUAUCUACGUCUGAACAACCUGAUCCCUCAACGGAAGGUACAACAGCUGAUGUUGAUUCUGCAACUUCAGAAUCGUCGAAUGAAAGCUCUACGGAACUCGUGAUAUCUACCUCUGAACAACCUGAACCAUCUACGGAAGGUACCACAGCUGAAGCAGAUUCCACAACUUCAGAAUCUUCGAACGAAAGCUCUACGGAACCCGCGGUAUCUACGUCUGAACAACCUGAACUCACUACGGAAGGUAGCACAACUGAAGCAGAUUCCACAACUUCAGAAUCGUCGAACGAAAGCUCUACGGAACCCGUGGUAUCUACGUCUGAACAACCUGAACCAUCUACGGAAGGUACCACAGCUGAAGCAGAUUCCACAACUUCAGAAUCAUCUAACGAAAGCUCUACGGAACCCGUGGUAUCUACGUCUGAACAACCUGAACCAUCUACGGAAGGUACCACAGCUGAAGCAGAUUCCACAACUUCAGAAUCAUCUAACGAAAGCUCUACGGAACCCGCGGUACCUACGUCUGAACAACCUGAACCCUCAACAGAAGUUACCACAACUCAGGAAGAUACCACAACUUCAGAAUCGUCGAACGAAAGCUCUACGGAACCCGCGGUAUCAUCAUCUGAACAACCUGAACCCUCAACGGAAGAUACCACAACUCAGGAAGAUACCACAACUUCAGAAUCGUCGAACGAAAGCUCUACGGAACCCACGGUAUCAACGUCUGAACAACCAGAACCAUCUACGGAAGGUACCACAUCUGAAGCAGAUUCCACAAUAUCAGAAUCUUCGAACGAAAGCUCUACGGAACUUGCGGAAUCAACUUCUGAGCAACCUGAUCCCUCUACAGAAGGUAGCACAACUGUAGAAGAUUCCACAACUUCAGAAUCGUCGAACGAAAGCUCUACGGAACCUGCAGUAUCUACAUCUGAACAACCUAAACCCUCAACGGAGGAUACCACAACUGAAGCACAUUCCACAACUUCAGAAUCGUCUCACGAAAGCUCUACGGAACCCGCGGUAUCUACAUCUGAACAACCUGAAUCCCCAACAGAAAGUACCACAGCUGAGGCAGAUUCCACAACUUCAGAAUCGUCUAACGAAAGCUCUACGGAACCCGCGGUAUCUACGUCUGAACAACCAGAACCAUCUACGGAAGGUACCACAGCUGAAACAGAUUCCACAACUUCAGAAUCGUCGAAUGAAAGCUCUACGGAACCUGCGGUAUCAACUUCUGAGCAUCCUGAACUCUCAACGGAGGAUACCACAACUGAAGCACAUUCCACAACUUCAGAAUCGUCGAACGAAAGCUCUACAGAACCCGUGGCAUCUACUUCUGAUCAACCUGAAUCCCCAACAGAAAGUACCACAGCUGAGGCAGAUUCCACAACUUCAGAAUCGUCUAACGAAAGCUCUACGGAACCCGCGGUAUCUACGUCUGAACAACCAGAACCAUCUACGGAAGGUACCACAGCUGAAACAGAUUCCACAACUUCAGAAUCGUCGAAUGAAAGCUCUACGGAACCUGCGGUAUCAACUUCUGAGCAUCCUGAACUCUCAACGGAGGAUACCACAACUCAGGAAGAUACCACAACUUCAGAAUCGUCGAACGAAAGCUCUACGGAACCCGCGGUAUCAUCAUCUGAACAACCUGAACCCUCAACGGAAGAUACCACAACUCAGGAAGAUACCACAACUUCAGAAUCGUCGAACGAAAGCUCUACGGAACCCACGGUAUCAACGUCUGAACAACCAGAACCAUCUACGGAAGGUACCACAUCUGAAGCAGAUUCCACAAUAUCAGAAUCUUCGAACGAAAGCUCUACGGAACUUGCGGAAUCAACUUCUGAGCAACCUGAUCCCUCUACAGAAGGUAGCACAACUGUAGAAGAUUCCACAACUUCAGAAUCGUCGAACGAAAGCUCUACGGAACCUGCAGUAUCUACAUCUGAACAACCUAAACCCUCAACGGAGGAUACCACAACUGAAGCACAUUCCACAACUUCAGAAUCGUCUCACGAAAGCUCUACGGAACCCGCGGUAUCUACAUCUGAACAACCUGAAUCCCCAACAGAAAGUACCACAGCUGAGGCAGAUUCCACAACUUCAGAAUCGUCUAACGAAAGCUCUACGGAACCCGCGGUAUCUACGUCUGAACAACCAGAACCAUCUACGGAAGGUACCACAGCUGAAACAGAUUCCACAACUUCAGAAUCGUCGAAUGAAAGCUCUACGGAACCUGCGGUAUCAACUUCUGAGCAUCCUGAACUCUCAACGGAGGAUACCACAACUGAAGCACAUUCCACAACUUCAGAAUCGUCGAACGAAAGCUCUACAGAACCCGUGGCAUCUACUUCUGAUCAACCUGAAUCCCCAACAGAAAGUACCACAGCUGAAGCAGAUUCCACAACUUCAGAAUCGUCGAAUGAAAGUUCUACGGAAUCUGCGGUAUCUACGUCUGAACAACCUGAACCCACUACGGAAGGUACCACAGCUGAAGCAGAUUCCACAACAUCAGAAUCUUCGAACGAAAGCUCUACAGAACCCGCGGUAUCUACGUCUGAACAACCAGAACCAUCUACGGAAGGCACCACAACUGAAGCAGAUUCCACAACAUCAGAAUCUCCGAACGAAAGCUCUACAGAACCCGCGGUAUCUACGUCUGAACAACCUGAACCCUCAACAGAAGUUACCACAACUCAGGAAGAUACCACAACUUCAGAAUCGUCGAACGAAAGCUCUACGGAACCCGCGGUAUCAUCAUCUGAACAACCUGAACCCUCAACGGAAGAUACCACAACUCAGGAAGAUACCACAACUUCAGAAUCGUCGAACGAAAGCUCUACGGAACCCGCGGUAUCUACGUCUGAACAACUUGAACCAUCUACGGAAGGUACCACAAUUGAAGUAGAUUCCACAACUUCAGAAUCGUCGAACGAAAGCUCUACGGAACCCGCAGUAUCUACCUCUGAACAACCUGAUCCAUCUACAGAAAGCACCACAACUGAAGCAGAUUCCACAACUUCAGAAUCGUCGAACGAAAGCUCUACGGAACCCGCGGUAUCUACAUCUGAACAACCUGAACCCUCAACAGAAGUUACCACAACUCAGGAAGAUACCACAACUUCAGAAUCGUCGAACGAAAGCUCUACGGAACCCGCGGUAUCAUCAUCUGAACAACCUGAACCCUCAACGGAAGAUACCACAACUCAGGAAGAUACCCCAACUUCAGAAUCGUCGAACGAAAGCUCUACGGAACCCACGGUAUCAACGUCUGAACAACCUGAACCAUCUACGGAAGGUACCACAUCUGAAGCAGAUUCCACAAUAUCAGAAUCUUCGAACGAAAGCUCUACGGAACCUGCGGAAUCAACUUCUGAGCAACCUGAUCCCUCUACAGAAGGUAGCACAACUGUAGAAGAUUCCACAACUUCAGAAUCGUCGAACGAAAGCUCUACGGAACCUGCAGUAUCUACGUCUGAACAACCUAAACCCUCAACGGAGGAUACCACAACUGAAGCAGAUUCCACAACUUCAGAAUCGUCUCACGAAAGCUCUACGGAACCCGCGAUAUCUACAUCUGAACAACCUGAAUCCCCAACAGAAAGUACCACAGCUGAGGCAGAUUCCACAACUUCAGAAUCGUCUAACGAAAGCUCUACGGAACCCGCGGUAUCUACGUCUGAACAACCAGAACUCUCAACGGAAGGUACUACAGUUGAAGCAGAUUCCACAACUUCAGGAUCGUCGAACGAAAGCUCUACGGAACCCGCGGUAUCUACGUCUGAACAACCUAAACCCUCAACAGAAGUUACCACAACUCAGGAAGAUACCACAACUUCUGAAUCGUUGAACGAAAGCUCUACGGAACCCGCGGUAUCUACGUCUGAACAACCUGAUCCCUCAACGGAAGGUACAACAGCUGAUGUUGAUUCUACAACUUCAGAAUCUUCGAACGAAAGCUCUACGGAACCCGCGGUAUCUACAUCUGAUCAACCUGAACCCUCAACGGAAAGUGCCACAGUUGAAGCAGAUUCCACAACUUCAGAAUCGUCGAACGAAAGCACUACGGAACCCGCGGUAUCUACGUCUGAACAACCUGAAUCCUCAACGGAAGGUACAACAGCUGAAGUAGAUUCAACAACAUCAGAAUCGUCGAACGAAAGCUCUACGGAACCCGCAGAAUCUACGUCUGAACAUCCUGAACCCUCAACGGAUGGCACUACGAUUCAGGAAUAUUCCACAACACCAGCGCUAUCCAAUGCGAAUAUAACAGAAGUAGAAAUUCAUACCACAGAAGCAUCUGAUUCUGUGAUAUUAGGAAACUGACUGGUUACGUGGACUCAUCGAACAAGUGCAUACAAAAUUUCAUAUUCUAAAAUUUCAUGAAAUCAAGUAUACAAUAAAUGGGAUUUCAGGCCAAAUAAAAAGUUGUCUAUAUUGUU